AUGGCGGGGCCCCGCGGCGCCGACGCCCCUCGCCUGAGCGGAGGAAGCGCCCAGGCAGCCGCCGGCAGGGAGCGGGGCAGGGCCGGGCGGGGCGGGGACGCCGGGCGGGGCGGGGCGCCUCAGGCGCGGGCGGCCCGCGGGGGCCUGGCCAUCACUGCCCUGCGCGCCGCGAGCAGGCGCGAGCGCUCCGCGUGCCCGGGGUCCUCGGGGUCGCCGCCGCAGCCGCCUGGGCGGCCGGUGAUGCUGCCGCCGCUGCUGCCGCCGCCGCCGCCGCCCUGUGCAUUGUGGGAGCGGGAGGAGGCUGCGCUCCGGCGCUACCCCCGCGGUUGCCCCCGGCGCUCGCCAGCGCACGCGGCCUCCCCUCGGCGGUUGGCCCGGAGCAUCCUCCACCUGACCGCGUGCGCGGCCGCCGCCGAGGCCCCGAAGCCCGCCCCCGACCUCUCUUCCGCGGCACAACUGCCCCGGGGGCGCGUCACACCCCGGACGCCCCUCUCUCCUAAGCGAGCCCUGAACUGCGCAGUACAGCCCAGCCACCGAGAGGCGCGGUGAUAGCUGGUGGCACUGCGCGUGUCCAGAAGAGGAGAUUAGAGCACAAACAUCUGCAGAGAGAAGAUCAUGUGAAGACACAGGAGACACACAGCAGCAGGACAAGGAGAGCGGUCUCAGAAGAAACCACACUUGCCAAUACUUUGAUCUCGGGCUUCAAACAUCCAGAACUGUGAAAAAAUAAAUAUCUGUUGUUGA
Molecule: messenger RNA, 744 nt
Organism: Lutra lutra (Eurasian river otter)
Lineage: Eukaryota; Metazoa; Chordata; Mammalia; Carnivora; Mustelidae
Product: protein FAM117B-like
Exons: 3
Coding region: 1-549 (182 amino acids)
Source: RefSeq, a predicted model, not a curated record